CGAGACACCGCAGAUCAACAGCAAAAAAAGCGCAGCAACAUAGCAUGACGUGGUGGGUGCCAUUUGCCACCGAGCAGCCUUUUCUGCCAGCUAUUAAGGGAUCAAGCUGUCAAGUGCUAGCAUGCCGUAGCUCAUAGAGUCUCAGCGUCGUCACCCUCUACUUGUACUUGACUUGAAAGCCUCGAACUUCGAAGUUCGCACCUCUCAAUGGUUACGCUACUUUCGGAGGAGACCAAAAUGAAAGCAAACUCGCGACUUCUUGUUCUGAAACAUGGUCAAUACCGGGUCAUGGUUAAACGGCAAAGGUCGUAUAAUCGCAUGCUUGACACCGCCUGCAAACAUUUCCCAGGCAUUCCGAGAGAUGUAGUCACGUUUCAGACAAAUGAAUUCGAUAUUUGCGAUGGCCACUAUGUGGACAUCACGGCUGAAAUAUGGGUCGAUGUCAUUGACUGGCUCAGCGUCAUUGAGGUGACUCGGCGUGAGGAAAUGACAUCGCCCGUCUCACUGCCGCUUCGAGUUGAUGCUUGUCACGCCAUUUCACCGCCUGAUAAUCAAUUGGCGCCAAGUCGGGUUAACGAACAGGACAGCUCGUACGCACUUCAAAUAUUCUACAACUGUUUUUAGUACUGAAGUUAAGACCACAUAGCGAGGACGAUGACAAAGUUACAAUCAAACUUGUUUCUCCAUCUGGCGAGAUUCAGACUACUAGAGUCUCGAGGGAAAUGCGGGUGGACAAAUUUAUUG
This is a messenger RNA of Suillus subalutaceus, 744 nucleotides long. RefSeq lists its product as uncharacterized. The record is from RefSeq and is a predicted model, not a curated record. The transcript is spliced from 2 exons. The coding region runs from base 208 to 624 and encodes 138 amino acids. NCBI's taxonomy places the organism in Eukaryota, Fungi, Basidiomycota, Agaricomycetes, Boletales, Suillaceae.